AUGGAAAUUUCAUCUACUAGUGUUUCAUUUUCCUUCUUUAUCAUUUUCCUUUCCAUUACCACCAUUUUCCCUUCAAUGGUGAUUACCUCAACAUCAGUUGCCAAACCAAAACCACUCACCCUAAACCUUGUACACAGCAACUUAGUCCUCUCUGAAAAUGACGAUAUGCUAUUCAAAGCUAAAAGUUACAACGAUGAUUUCUUGUUCAAUCUUUCUCCUGUCGAGAACGGAUUGAUGUUUGUAAACCUCUCUAUUGGCGAUCCACCUCUACAACAACUUGCUGUGCUCGACACAGGCAAUGCUCGCUUCUGGCUUCUUUGCUUCCCUUGCCAAGGCUGUCAUGAAAUUACAAGUCCAAUUUUCACUACCUCUCGCUCCAAAACAUACACACAAUUGCCAUGCAAUGAUCGAUGCAGAAAUGUUACCAAUAUUAAGUGCAAGUCUCCUGAUUCGUGUCCAUUUCAGGGAGGUUAUGCCGUAGGACCAAUAGCCAAUGGAGUAUUUGCCACUGAACAACUCACCUUAGGAACAUCAGAUGAAGGAAUAAGGAUAGUAUCUGAUGUGUUGUUUGGUUGUGCUAACAAAAAUUUCCACGACAGAAUUCGUGAUUCAAGAUUUAAUGGGGUAUUCGGGCUUGGCUAUUAUAGAGAUUCUUUGGCGAAGAGAUUAGGAUCAAAGUUCUCCUACUGUGUAGGAAAUGUAAAUGAUCCUAACUAUCCUUAUAGCCAACUUCUUCUUGGUGAUGGAAUUAAGUUCGAAGGGCAUCCAAUCCCUAUGGUGCCCGGUGGGGUUUAUCGAGAUUCUCUUCAGUCUAUCAGUAUAGGAGGCGAAAAGCUUGCGAUCAGAGCACACACCGCGGUGAUUGAUACAGGAACCCUAGUCACCAGGCUAGCUAAUGGUUAUUUUACAACGAUUAAAAGAGAAAUCCAAACCAGUUUAGACGAGUUAGGGUUGAGUGAAAUCUCAUAUUAUAAUAAUAAUGUUCAACUAUGUUAUAGUGGUAGUAUAGAAAAAGACUUAGUAGGGUUUCCAGUAGUUAGAUUACAGUUUGCUAACAAUGGAGCCCUGGAAUUGGAACGACAUAGUUUGUUCUACGUAGGUGAAUGGGGGGAUGACUCAUUUUGCUUAGCUAUGACACCAAGCAUUGAUAGGGAUAUGACUAUAAUUGGAUUAAUGGCUCAGCAACACUAUAGUAUGGGGUUUGACAUCGACAAUGAAAGAUUGUAUGUCCAAAAAAUUGACUGUGAAUAUUAUAGGGAGUAA
Messenger RNA from Humulus lupulus (European hop), 1263 nucleotides. RefSeq names its product aspartyl protease UND-like. Bases 1 to 1263 code for a protein of 420 amino acids. NCBI's taxonomy places the organism in Eukaryota, Viridiplantae, Streptophyta, Magnoliopsida, Rosales, Cannabaceae. Gene Ontology annotation, cellular component: extracellular region. The record is from RefSeq and is a predicted model, not a curated record. The transcript has a single exon.